Messenger RNA from Aplysia californica (California sea hare), 4136 nucleotides. Its product is annotated as transient receptor potential cation channel subfamily M member-like 2. The record is from RefSeq and is a predicted model, not a curated record. NCBI's taxonomy places the organism in Eukaryota, Metazoa, Mollusca, Gastropoda, Aplysiida, Aplysiidae. Gene Ontology annotation, molecular function: ligand-gated calcium channel activity. Gene Ontology annotation, cellular component: membrane. Gene Ontology annotation, biological process: calcium ion transmembrane transport.
UUCCGGGCUAGUGAGGAUCCCCAUCAGGUCGCCUGCUCUAUCCACUCAACCACCAUAACGUCCGACCUCGUGGGUUUUUACCAGGGAUGUCGCAAUAUAUGUUUUAUUUGCACUGUAUGCUUCCCGGGAAGAUGAGAUUGUUUUAGUCAGCAAUCAGAUCAGCUUGGGAGAUUGUGAAGUGCGUCGAGCUUGCUGCUGAGCGAGGGUUUGCACGACUGAAAUACAAUCUACUACUAUUGUUGGAAAAGACAUUCCCCUUGUGUUUUUUGCGCAGUGACCAUUAUACGCACCAGUGAUGGGAUUCCGAUAUGUCUAUCUGCAUUUUCCCGCCUGGAUGAUCGUUUGACUGCACGUAGUGAAGAGUUAAGAAUGUCUCUCACUGUCUUGCUGAACUGUUGAAGGACAAGGGCAAUUUCUAUAUACACUAGGACAAGUGAAACUACCUUACCUCAAGGGAGACCUUCAGCGACAAAAUGACGACAACUCCUUCACUUCAAAAGUUCAUAGAAGAGAAUAUCAAGCGACGACAAUGCUCUACCUUCGUCCGUGCAAAAACUUCUACGUGCGGCUGGCGGUUGACACUCCCAUGGAGACAGUCCUGGAACUGCUCACCACGCAGUGGGGUUUGCCCAAACCAAACCUGCUCAUCUCCGUCACAGGCGGCGCCAAAGCUUUCCAAGUGAGCUCAGGGCUCAGGGCCAAGUUCCAGAAAGGUCUCAUUAACGCCGUUUCAUCGACAGAGAAGUUCAAAGUUCCGGUCUGUCUGCUGGUGUUCGAAGGAGGAGCAGGAACUCUGGAGAACUGGGAAUCCGCUCUCAAACGGGAUAUCCCCACUGUCAUCCUAAAGGGCUCGGGACGAGUGGCUGACGUGCUGGCUUUUGCUUACCAGAAAUUGAAGUAUGAAGAAGAGACAGUGUACAACCAGAAGGGCGACAAAGAGAGAAGACGGGUGGCGCGCCUGGACAAAGUGACCGAGUCCCAGAUCACCCACAUGCUGCUCAACAGGGCCGAACUUCCGUCCGAAAACCUGGCCAAGUUCCAGCGCCAGGUGAGGUCAGUCUGCUACUACUACCCCAACAUCUCCGUCUUUGAGAUGGAUGACGUCAACUCGUCCACUGACAUCGACCUCGCCAUCUUGAAUUCCAUACUGCAAGAUUUCAACAACUUAGAAAAGCAGCUUAAACUAGCCAUGAAGUGGAACAGACCUGAUGUCGCCAGAGAAAAGAUCCUAACUGAUGAAGCAAUGAGAACAGGGUCACUGACCUCCUGCACCCUUGGUCGUCUCAUGCUGGACGCUAUCGCCAGCAACAGAGUGCAGUUUGUGGAGCUGUUCCUCUCCUUCCGGGUGGAUCUUAACGAGCUGCUCACACGGGACAAGCUUACAAAGCUCUAUCAGGACAAGAUCCACAACCGCUUUUUCCUGUACCGAAAGAAAUAUGGCCUACCUGAUGAGUCCACUGGACAGCCCAAGAAGUUUGAGCUGAAGUGCGUUGACGAUGUGGUCAGCGACCUCAUGUUACCUACCUUCAACUGGACCCCGCUCUACAGUGACAGCUCAGACCCGCAUAUACCCAUGGAGUCGCCGGCUCUUGCUCUGUUCCUGUGGUCUCUGCUCAUGGGAUACACAGAUAUGUCCAAGGUUUUCUGGAAAGAGGGGAUGGAGCAGAUGGCGUCUGCCCUUUUUGCUCAGGCGAUGUUCAACAAAAUGCAGAACAAAACAAAAGACAACGAGAUAUGCAGACAGCUCAAGAGAGGGGCAGGUGAGUACAGCGAACUGGCAGUUGGCAUAAUCGGCGCGUGCUUCAAGAAGCACGAGGGCUACACCCACGACCUGCUCAAGCGUGUCAUGGAGAACUGGAGCAACUACACGUGCACGGAGAUGGCGCUACUGGCGGGCAACAGGGAGUUCCUGGCACAUUCUGCCUGCCAGUCCCUGGCUGAGAUCGCCUGGAGUAAACCCUUCGAGCAGACGCUUCCACUGUGGAAGUGCAUCCUCGCCAUGUUGUUCCCUCCCCUGAUCUGGUCCAGUCUGCGGAGAGCUGCUCAGGGCAAAAAAACAAAGGGUGUGGGGAGCCGAGGACACACCGCACCCUGCAUGAACAACAGUUUGGAACACGACAACAUCAACUUGACGGAGACCAGAACUGCUAACACCGACAACCAAGAUCUAUCACCCAAUUCUCCGCCAGACGGCAUCGAAACGCAAAACGUCCCUGAAGACUACAAGCAUGACCGUGGUGUGCUCAAGACUCUAACACUGCUCUAUUCCUGUCCAAAGGUCAAGCUAUCUAUGGACGUGCUCUUCUACCUCGUGUUCCAAGGGAUGUACAGCUACUUACUGGUCGUUAGGUUGGACGAGGAGUUCCAUUGUCUAGAGGUCGUACCCUACCUGUGGGGCCUCUGCCACAUUUUGGGGAUGAUCAGAGAGAUCUUGGACAACAGGGCCUUCACCUGCAAAUCAAAGCUCUGGAGCUACUGGUGCACAAGGAAUUUUAACCGCUAUGACGUCAUACUCUGCUUGACCUUAGCCGCGGCCAUUGUCCUGAGGGUCACACUGACGGGUCAAAACUUCAUCUGGGCCAGGAUUAUGUUCAGCGUCAAUUUCAUCUUGUUCUUCUUCCGCAUCCUCAAAAAUUUCGCCGCUCACCAAAUCCUCGGUCCUCUGGUCACCAUGCUGGGAUUUACUUCCUGCUCACCAACAUCAUGCUGCUCAACCUGCUUAUCGCCAUGUUCAACAAACACACCUUUCCGCAGAGUGUACGGGAGCAGUGAGCCCAUGCACACAGACCACCGCCUACAGAGGAAAAAGCGCAAGUUGAUUCACUGGGAAAACACAGAAACAGAGGACCAGUGCCGCUAUAUCAAGCCCAACCUCCAGUCCCGAAUGUCGCCCUACUUCCUCUCCGAAGUGGACAGAUUCCCCGUGCCUGACAACAUGGUCGCCUGGGACAUCAGUUUUGAUGACUACUGCCCCCCAUCGUUUACAGCACUGGAAAUUCUGAACAAUCCCGGAGAGAUCAACCUGGAAGAAAUACGAGAGGAUGAGAGGGAAGGGAAGAUUGCCUUCAACAGUGAUGCCAGGAGUAGUCUAAUGGGCACGCCCUACGUCAUUGACGCUGGCCUUCCUCGCAAUCCAAUUGGUCGAACUGGUCUAAAGGGGCGGGGCAAACUUCUCCGAUGGGGACCCAACAGAACGUGGGAUCCCGUCAUUACGAGAUGGAAGAAGUAUCUAGGCACUGACUCCCGGGUGAAAGGAAAAGACGGGAGGGACGUACUCGAAUUCCUGGCUGUUCUCCGGAACGACACCAAGCAAUGGUCCUUUCCAGGGGGCAUGCGUCGCCACUCCGAAAACCAUUUGGCCACGCUCAAGGUCAACUUCCAGGAAACAGGGCGGAGUCAGGAAGAUUCCAUUGAGAAAGUCAAGCAAAUGCUAGAACCACUUAAAAAAGAGGUAUACACUGGGUACGCAGACGUGCCCCUCAACACGGACAACGCUUGGGUGGAGACGACUGUGGCGAACUUCCAUGCCGAGGACGACGCCAUCUUUCGUAACAUCAACAUUCUGGCCGGCCACGACUCAAACUAUGUGACGUGGCAAACUGUGUCCACCGAUCUGCCCUUGUGGGGGUCUCAGACCUACUUCCUCAAACUGGUGGCAGAGCUCCACAACGCUUCUAUCUGAGUUUUGCCCGGAAGACUGGCAAAACCACCGCUCACAUCUGUGUUCGCCCGGCAGACUAGCAAAACAAACGCUUACAUCUAUGCUCAACUGACAGACUAGCAAUCACGGCGCUUGCUGCUUCUUCUAAACUGUUCUUAUUGUUAUUGUUAUUGCUGUAAUUAUUAUUGUUAUUGAGAUCAUGAGUAUUAUUAUUAUAACUUCCGCAUUCCCAUGGAAACUUUCUCUGCUGACCAAUCUUCGGCUUUCUGAUUUUUAAAUUAUAUUCAAUGUACGUAAUAUUGCUAUCUUUAUGUUUGUACUAUUUGCAGCAUCCAGAUCAUAAAAGAUAUUUUCUUAGCAUAAAUGAAUUUUUCACAAAAUGAAAUCACUGGUUUAUGUCAUGUUAUCUGGAUUUUUCACUGUUCAUAACUAAAUGUAAGAUUGUCAUCGCUGUAACUAUAGUACCUGUGAUUAU